Molecule: messenger RNA, 492 nt
Organism: Lathyrus sativus (Indian pea)
Lineage: Eukaryota; Viridiplantae; Streptophyta; Magnoliopsida; Fabales; Fabaceae
Source: the annotation of a GenBank genome assembly
AUGGGUUCCCUCUUUGGUAAAAGAGGAUACAAAUGGACUAAAAUGCUAGCUACUGGCAAAGUUUUCACGAAUGGUUGCAGCAAGGGAAUGGAUGAUAAUGUAACCAAGGCUAACAAACAUAAUGUCAUACAAUUUGAUCCCGAAAGACUCUGUUUGAUGGUUCAGGAUAAAAUUAAUCAGAAUUAUGGUUGUUCGACGGGUGCUUUCAGUGUUGACCUGAAGAAUCGUUGGUGUGACUGUGGGAAAUUUCAGGCAUUUCACUUACCUUACUCCCACCUUAUCACAACAUGUUCUAGUAUAGGUCAAGACUACUUCAUUCAAAUUCCAGAAGUAUUCACAGUUCUUAACGUAUUCAAGGUCUACAACAAAAGCUUCCUGGGACUACCCCACGAGGAGAACUGGCCAAAAUACGAAGGAUUUACUCUUUGCCACGACGAUUCCAUGAAAAGAAAUAAGAAGGGACAUACAACCAGUGGUAGGAUUAGAACCUAA